Messenger RNA from Erigeron canadensis, 792 nucleotides. RefSeq names its product mediator of RNA polymerase II transcription subunit 10b-like. The transcript has 5 exons. Gene Ontology annotation, biological process: positive regulation of transcription by RNA polymerase II. Gene Ontology annotation, cellular component: chromatin; mediator complex. The coding region runs from base 117 to 686 and encodes 189 amino acids. Lineage: Eukaryota; Viridiplantae; Streptophyta; Magnoliopsida; Asterales; Asteraceae. The record is from RefSeq and is a predicted model, not a curated record. Gene Ontology annotation, molecular function: transcription coregulator activity.
AAAACACCGUAAUAUAAAGGCAGAAUAGAAAACCCAAACAACCAGGGAAAGAAAAGGUUGACGUUGUGAGUAAAAACCUGUCUGAUCAUCUGAACGGAAGAAUAAUACUAAUAAAGAUGGAAGCCACCGGGGGUAACGGAACCCUAAACAAUAACAACAACGAGACUUCCCCAAACGAUUCAACUGCGACGACGUCAUCAUCAAUGUCUUCUGACGAUCCAAAGCAAAACCUAAAUCAAGUUAUUAAUUCAAUUCAGAAAACCCUAGGCACUAUCCAUCAGCUUUACCUCACUGUCUCUUCUUUCAAUGUCUCCUCCCAGCUUCCCCUCCUCCAACGCCUAAAUACACUUGUUAUGGAGAUGGAUAACAUGGCGAAACUAUCCGAGAAAUGUAACAUACAAGUUCCCAUGGAAGUCCUCAAUUUGAUAGACGAGGGAAAGAAUCCGGAUGAAUUCACGAGAGACGUUUUAAACAGUUGCAUUGCUAAAAACCAGAUUACUAAAGGCAAAACUGAUGCCUUCAAGGGUUUGCGGAGGCACCUUUUGGAAGAACUUGAACAAGCAUUUCCUGAUGAAGUUGAAGAAUAUAGAGAGAUUCGAGCAUCUUCUGCAGCCGAACAAAUGCGUCUUGCACAAGCACAAAACAUGCUACCAAAUGGAGAUGUGAAAGUCAAACCUGAGAUGUAGAAUUGGAGUAUGUAGUUUUACGUACCUGCAUUGUCUGUAAUACAGUAAUAUCUUGUUUCAAACUAUAAGAACACUUAAAUUCAGUAAAGCUUGAAACUUAUAUUAA